Messenger RNA from Chanos chanos (milkfish), 931 nucleotides. RefSeq names its product UBX domain protein 8 (gene ubxn8). NCBI's taxonomy places the organism in Eukaryota, Metazoa, Chordata, Actinopteri, Gonorynchiformes, Chanidae. The transcript has 8 exons. The record is from RefSeq and is a predicted model, not a curated record. Gene Ontology annotation, molecular function: ubiquitin binding. Gene Ontology annotation, biological process: ERAD pathway. Bases 84 to 914 code for a protein of 276 amino acids.
AGAAAACCGUGAAUCGGCAGAGCACUCUACAGUAGUUAGAAAAUAUUAGGUUGUACUUCCUCUCUUUUGGCUUCGUGGAGAAAAUGGCCGCAUUUAAAUCAGCUGUGCUUUGUACUGUAUUGGCACUAAUAUUUUGCUUCACGUCGUGGAAGUUCUCGAUCUUAGGUAUCAAAGGUGCCUUGCUAUUGGCUGGUCGUGGACUGUUCUUCCUGGGUCUGCUGACUUGGCUAGGAACUAGUUUGUAUCCAAGGCUGAAAUCGUUCUUGCGUACAAACAUCCCUGCGCCGACAGAGUGUCAAAGGGAUAAUGAGGAGGAGAAACUGAAACAAGAGCUGGCAUGGAGAGAGCAACAGGAACGCCACAAUGCCAAGUCCUCAUCUUAUCAAGAGCUUGUGCUGAGGCCACGUCAGGAGGCAUUACUCCGACAGAAGGAGGAACGCUUUUAUCGAAUGACUGGGGAGACCUGGAAGCUCAGUCCAGGCUAUUCAGUUGGGGAAGGGGAGACUGAGCUGCAUAUACAAGAGGAUACGAAUGAGACUCCCAACCAGAGGGCCAUAAAGAGACGUAAGCUUCCGGUGCGAACAAGUCGGGCUCCUGAGCCAGUUCACAUUUGUCCUGAAAAGAGGGUCAUAGUUUUACCUGAUGAGCCCUCAGAUGAUACUGAGGGGGUUGUAAAAGUAGCACUACGAUGCCCAAGUGGAAGGACAGUCUACAGGAGAUUCCUUAAAUCCCAUAGCUCUUUUGUCCUUCUGGAUUUUUUACUCAAGACCGGAUACCAUCCCACAAUCUACACAUUAUGCACCUCCUACCCACGGAGGCCUCUUCUCACAGGAGCAGAACUGAGUUUGGAGGACGUGGGCAUUGUUAGAGAUACGGUUCUGAAUAUAGAGGAAAAAGACCCCUCUACAACCUGAGGCAUUAAAUGGGACAU